AAAAAAUAGAAACAAUCCUGAGAAGGAACAACAUUCGGUGAGGGAGAGGAGAGAGAAAGAGGUGAACGGAAUGAGUGUGAAGAGCAGUGCGGUUACAAUGCGGGGAUAGUAGACGAGAAUAGAAGAGCAAGGGAUCCGACGUUUGCAGGGCGGUGUGGGCACAGCGAGAGAGACAGACGGACAGAGGAGAUAAGCGGCAGCGAAGCCUACACACAGCCCGAAACGACGUGCGAUGGAGGACCUCGGCGAGAUGGACUGUCCCGUGGUGAAGCGGUUCUUAAAGGACGACAACGCCAAGUGCCUGCUGCUGGACUGCCGCUCCUUCCUCGCCUUCAACGCGGGGCACAUCCGCGGGGCCGUCAACGCCCGCUGCUACACCAUCGUCCGCCGCAGGACAAAGGGCUCCGUGCUCAGCCUGGACCAGAUACUGGCCGGGGACGAGGAGGUCCGGAGCCGCCUCCGCUUCGGGAUGUACUCCGCCGUGGUGCUGUACGACGAGAGGACGCCGGACUCCGAGGCGGUGAAGGAGGACAGCACGCUGACUCUAGUGCUCAACGCUGUGUGCAGUUACUCCCCCGGCACGCAAUUGUACCUGCUCAAAGGUGGCUACGACAGGUUUUUCUCAGAAUACCCAGAGUUUUGUAUAAAAAACAAAUCCUUGCCGACUCUGACCAGCCAGUCCAGCAUUGACUCUGCCUGCUCGUCUUGUGGGACGCCACACCACGAACAGGGCGGCCCAGUUGAGAUCCUCCCGUUCCUCUACCUUGGCAGCGCCCUCCACGCCUCAAAGAAAGAGGUUUUGGACGGCAUGGGAAUCUCCGCCUUGCUGAACGUGUCUGCCGACUGUCCCAAUCACUUCGAGGGGGCGUACCAGUACAAAUGUAUACCCGUGGAGGACAACCAUAAAGAAGACAUCAGCUGCUGGUUCCUGGAGGCUAUUGAGUUCAUAGAUUCAGUACGGGACUCCGGUGGGCGAGUGCUGGUCCAUUGUAAAGCCGGUAUCUCUCGCUCCGCCACCAUCUGCCUGGCCUACCUGAUGAAGAGGAAGCGAGUGCGUCUGGACGAAGCCUUCGAGUUCGUUCGCCGGCGUCGCAGCAUCAUCUCCCCCAAUUUCAGCUUCAUGGGCCAGCUGCUGCAGUUUGAGUCACAGCUCCUCGCCACCUCGUGGGCUGCCGAAGCGGCCUCCAUAGCGAGCCCGCUGCUCGGGCCCAAGUCCUCCACGACGACAACCACGUCGACGACAGCCACGCCCACCUCUCCGUUCAUUUUCAACUUCCCAGUUUCUGUGGUGAACCCCGCCUACCUGCACCACAGCCCGCUCGCGGCCUCCCCCGGCUGCUGAUGGAUCGCCAAACCCAGCCUUGCCCAAGGUAACCAACUCAGAAAAGACUGGGCUGCCAUUGGCUGGAAGAGCUGUCAGUGGCAGUAUGUACACAUGCUUCCAGAAGGCGGGGAGGUGCGAAAUGUCACGGUGCCUGAGUGAAAACUCAUAGACUGAAAAAGCCAACGCUCCUUCAACAUUUUUAACACAAGAUGUUUUUUUCCGAUGGACCAAAAAUGAACUGGCUUUCAAAACUUGGAUGGAGUGUUGGACUGAUGUUUUGGGAAGAUAAACCGUCCUACUUGAGAAACAAAAACAACAACAGGCACAAGGGCACACUGACACACAAACAUUGGCACCGAGAGGCAUGAGCAGCAGCAAACUCACUCACUCUCUCUCUCUCUCUCUGCCACACACACACACACACACACACACACACACACACACACACUCAUGACUACUAACUGAAUAAGCUCAGUAUGAAGUCAGGGUCUGUUGCUAUGGAGACAACAGGUCUUUAGGACAGGAGAUGGACACAGGAAGGAAGGAGGGAUUUUAAGCACCCGCUCUUUCCCCUUUGCGUGUCCCUCCUGUUGCCAGACAAAAGAGAUGGAUGGAAAAAAAGAGGGGAGGAGACAGUGAUAGAAAGCAGGAGCCUCUUCUGUGACAGGUGCUCUGACCGGAGCUUCCUGUCUUUCAUACGUCCUCUUCCUCUCUGUGUCUCUCCCCCACACCUUCCUCUCAUCUCCUUUUCAUCCUUUUAUAUUCCUGCCCUCCUCCUCUUCCUCCUCUCAUCUCUGCCUCUCAUCUUCAUCCCGUCCGCCCCCUCUCUUCUGCUCCUUAUCUCCUCACUGAAGAGGCUAAAUGAAUAAAAUAAGAUGCCAAAUAAAGGCCAGGCCCCUUCAAAAUGGACUGGGAAACCCCACAGCAGGCCCCUAAUACACACUGUAGGAAAACCAUUCUGCUACAUCAGACAAACGGUUGUCUUGGACAAACGGGCUGCGAGAAA
Messenger RNA from Etheostoma cragini (Arkansas darter), 2330 nucleotides. It is a transcript of the gene dusp4, whose product is annotated as dual specificity phosphatase 4. Gene Ontology annotation, cellular component: nucleus; cytoplasm. The transcript has 4 exons. Gene Ontology annotation, molecular function: MAP kinase tyrosine/serine/threonine phosphatase activity; protein tyrosine/threonine phosphatase activity. The record is from RefSeq and is a predicted model, not a curated record. Lineage: Eukaryota; Metazoa; Chordata; Actinopteri; Perciformes; Percidae. Gene Ontology annotation, biological process: protein dephosphorylation; endoderm formation; negative regulation of MAPK cascade. The coding region runs from base 233 to 1342 and encodes 369 amino acids.